Trypanosoma theileri is the source of this 3753-nucleotide messenger RNA. RefSeq lists its product as uncharacterized. The coding region runs from base 1 to 3753 and encodes 1250 amino acids. The transcript has a single exon. NCBI's taxonomy places the organism in Eukaryota, Euglenozoa, Kinetoplastea, Trypanosomatida, Trypanosomatidae. The record is from RefSeq and is a predicted model, not a curated record.
AUGAGUGGCACACCCUCUCGGAAGCGGCCGUUGCAGCCCCUGCCGCCCAUUACCCACACAAAGUACUUUGGAAAGCAGUCGGCCAGCGAGGAAAGAGUGGAGGGGAAGGCGGGGAAGCGAGUCCCACUUGUCUCCCUCCCCCACCUUUACCAACGGGCCCACAGCAAGAACAAGAACAAAGGUCAUGAGAACACGGAGGAAAACAACACAAGCCCUCCCCCCCAACAUCGACGUCUUCACUACGACGAGGAAGAAGAAAAGGAAGAAGAGGAGGCGAGUCACCGCUGGGCGUGUGUACACCCGCUGGGGUGGGCGGCCGGCCAUCGGGCGGAGCAGGCGGCGGCGGCGGGUCUCGUGCUGCUCGCCCGGUCGCUCUUCCACGCGGCGGUCCUCCGCCCCCCCGCGGCCCUCCCCGCCGCCGACGGCCCCACGCAACUCCGCCGCCUCGCCGUCCGCGCCGCGGUGGCCGGCCGCCUCCUCGAGGCCAUCGCCGACGCCCUCCCGCGGCACCGCAACACCCUCGCGCCCUGCAUCGCCCUCCUCCUGCGGGAGGUGUACGUGCCAGACACACCAGAGAUGCGGGCAGCACUCGGUGGCACCGUGCAGUACCCGCAGCUCCUACAGGAUCUCCCGCAGCUGCCAGAAUGGGGAGAGGGCAAUAGUAAUAGUAAUAAUUAUAAUUAUGCCAUCACCACAAGCAACAAUACUACAACACCAAUGAUGGCAGCAGAUUUGGUGGCGGCGGUUGAGGCAGGCACAGUGGAUGCAGCAACUAUUCCAACAUUGCUUCUCUCCCGCUACGCACGUAAAACGUACUUCCUCGCCCAUCAUGAAUUGACUCAGGUCGUUAUUACACUCGCACAUGCGAAUGCUGCACGGCAGCAACAUUUUAAACGUCUCCCACGCAUCUUUGCUCUACUUAACGCAAACUGGAUUAAAUCCUUUCUUCGCAUUACCCUUAAGGCUUGGCAUGAUGUCUGUCACAAUCGUCGACAGCGCGAACAGAAAUAUCGAGCAAGGUGGGCAAGACGGUUUGCAGCGGAACGAAUUCGCGUUGCGGUACGUCUCUGGCGUGUUUUUGCUAAUAUGCGACUGCAGAGUGCGGCAGCACUUGAUACCGUACGAGCCCGUAUUGCAGCACUACAACUUAGUGCAAAAAGUCUUGAAUCUGAGAUUGUAGAGCUUACCAGUAAAAGUGCGGAGUUAAGUGAGGAGUUAGUGGCGACAAACAACCAUCGUGUAGAGGUAGAAGGACGUAUUGCGGAAAGGGAACAAGAGUAUGAACGGAGGAUUGCGCAGGUACGUGAAAUAGAUCGUGUGGGUACGAGAUUACUUGAUUCAUUAUUACUACGUACACCUUUUCCUACAUUAGAUGGACAUAACCGCCAAAAUCCUCAUCAUUAUCAUCGUGAAAAGCAACAACAUGAAUGGUUGGAGACGCCAUCACCUCUAGAGUUACUUGUGUUGUGGGCAAAUACAACAUUACUGGAAAGUCCACUUGGAUCCCUCUUUUUAGCUACCACAGAUGAAGAUUUUGUAGAAAACAUUGACCAUGUUAAGCUUGAUUUAAAGCAAAAGGAACAAAAUGGACAGAAAAUGCGUAUGCGAUUACGUGACACUCCAGAGGAGGAUCUUCCUUUCUCAGCACUUUUAGCAGAGGCGUCAACAGUUUUACUGCCGCUUCAUCGCCUUCUUGCCCUUAUGCGGGCGAUGGAUCCUGAAGGUGGCCCACCAUUAGCUAAACUCAAAGAAGUAUGUAUUGCUGAUAUGCGUAUACGAUCAUUACGAGCGAAGUUUGAAGAUGAUUCUGUAAUGCCGGAAGAGACAAAUACUAACACUGCCAUAGUAGUACAACUUGAGGCUACUGUAGGUCAGACACUUGUAGAGGCAUAUAAGGCGGUUACAGGUACGGUGUGUAUUGUAACAGCGGAACAACUUAUGACCCGUAAACGUGGUGUUCAACUUGUUUUUCUCGCUGGUCUUAUGCGAUAUUUCGCGAACUGGUUAGAGUGUAAAGUAAAGCGACAGCGUGCUACAGAUGAUACACAUCCGAUUCCAAUUGCAUCGUCAGCUCCUACGGCGGAGGAUCAACAUCUUGGUAAGCGUAAUAGACGGUGUUCCGGGUGGUAUCAUCCUCCUGAGAGUCAUUUACGUUGGCCAUUAAUGGUAGAAAAUCAACAACGAUGGAUUGCCGCCUCAUUAAGUGCAUUACAUCAUGCUGUACAUAUUGCUGUUGAACCACAAACUGUUUUCUCUACAGAGGUACAGGAAGAUACACCAAAGUUUAUGGAAAAUAUCACAAUAUUGCGUUUGUCAGAUAUUUUACCACAAGAGGCAUUUAGUUCUGGUAGUAUUUAUUUACGUAUCGCACGUACGGUAGAAAAUGCAUUUCCAAAAUUACGUUCACUCUUCAUGCAGUAUGCAGUGUACGGAAGUGGAAGUGGUAAUAAUAAGCAGAACAACGAUAAAGCUGCUAGCAUGAGUAGUGCUGGUGGUGUUGGACCAAUGUAUAUUACAGCAUUAGACUUUUGGAGGCUUCUACGUGAUUGUCGUGUGGCUGGUGGAAAGGGAAAACUACAUCGUGUGGCUGUUCGACGUAUUCUUGCACGAGUAUGGGAGGAAGCUAUGCCUUCUGUGGCUUCUCGUCGUGGUAGUAUUCAACGUUCAAUGGAGUUAACGAGUUCCGUAUUGAGACCAUCACUACGACCACGAAUUACAGGACGAGAAACAACAGAAAUAGAUCUCAAAGACACUCAUUAUAAAAUACGUCUUGGACCGGCAGAGUUUAUGGAAGCCCUCCUACGUUGUGCACAUGCGUGGGAUAAUAUACAACAACAAGUAAGGCGGGAGCAAGAACAACAAAAAAAACAACAACAAGAAGAAGAGGAGAAAGAAAAAGAAGAAGAAGACGAGUCAGAUAAUCCGUUAAAAGGUGGGAAAGACACAGAUAAUGCAGGAAAAGAAAAGGAGACAUCAACGACAGGAACAACAACAACAACAGUAGUACCAUCCGUGAAUGUGAGUAGUGAUAGUCAUUCGCGAAAUGAUCCAAUCCGCUAUGAACCCUUUGACUCCACGUGGACACUUCGGCCAGUGGCGGUGCGUGAGUUUCUUUAUGAGUGGAUCAUCACGCAUGGAUUUCGCGGCCCAACAUUAGAUCCAUUCCGUCGGGCUGCACGUCAUGUGCAGGUGCGUACAUGUCUCACAACUCACCUUAGUGCCCUUUACGUUCUCUUUACAUAUUAUGCAAAACCAAGAGAGGCGUAUGGGAUGCGUUCCGCUGCCCCUGAUACAGAUGUUGCCAGGCGUCGUUCCUUUGGUAUGGAUCGUCGUCUUUCUCAAUCACGUAGUCGUGUCAGUAGUGUUUUUAUUAAUGAAGAGUUUGAAGGAAGUCAGAGUGGAUAUCCUAGUGGUGCUGGUGCUAGUACUAGUAAUAGCAGCGUUUUUAAUAACAGUGGAACGAUGGAUGUUGGAAUAGCGCGGGUGUUGGCACUCAGUGGAUUGCAGCAUAUGGCAGCGGAAUUUGAAUGGUGUCGAAUUCGUCGAGUAACUCCACGUCUUUUGGCGGAUUUCUUCUCUCUUGUGUCGGCAGAUCAUGUACGUGAGCCUCAUGUUUUAUUCUUUCCUGAAUGGCUCGAUCUUCUUUGUGUGUUGGCGCAAUAUUAUGAUCCCAACCCUAUACGUCCAUUGUAUGAUAAACUCCCAGGGUUUUUAGAGGAGUAUGUGCUGAAGUACUACACACGUGAUGAUUGA